Oncorhynchus kisutch (coho salmon) is the source of this 8478-nucleotide messenger RNA. It is a transcript of the gene sgsm1a, whose product is annotated as small G protein signaling modulator 1a. Lineage: Eukaryota; Metazoa; Chordata; Actinopteri; Salmoniformes; Salmonidae. Gene Ontology annotation, molecular function: GTPase activator activity. Gene Ontology annotation, biological process: activation of GTPase activity. The record is from RefSeq and is a predicted model, not a curated record. The transcript is spliced from 26 exons. Bases 73 to 4476 code for a protein of 1467 amino acids.
CUCCGGUUCGAUAUAGCCACAUAGAGCUGAUGGUCUCUGUGUGAAGGAGCUACGCAAAGGGGACCCGAUUCCAUGCCAACAACAACAACAGCAGCAGCAAUGGCAGAAGCAGAGAUGCGUCAGAGGCUACUGUGCACCGUCAAGAAGGAGGUGAAGCAGAUCAUGGAGGAGGCUGUCACAAGGAAGUUUGUACAUGAAGACAGCAGCCACAUUGUCUCGUUUUGUGCUGCGGUGGAGGCUUGCGUUCUACAUGGGCUUAAGCGGCGAGCGGCGGGAUUCCUGCGUAGCAAUAAAAUAGCAGCGCUCUUCAUGAAGGUGGGGAAGAGCUUCACCCCGGCAGAGGAGCUGUGCAGGAAGGCUCAGGAGCUGGAACAGAUCAUCGAGAGCAAGCGGAACCAAAGCAUGCCCAACCAGGACAGCGUACGGAGACUGCCCAGGCUGUCGAGCCUCAGCCCGCAGGUGGUCAGAAACCUGUGGAUCCGCACGGCCCUCUUCGAGAAGGUGCUGGACAAGAUCGUGCUCUACCUCGUGGAGAACAGCAGUAAAUUCUACGAAAAAGAGGCCAUUCUGAUGGAUCCGGUGGACGGACCCAUUCUGGCCUCUUUGUUAGUGGGGCCCUGUGCCUUGGAGUACACGAAGAUGAAAACAGCGGACCACUUCUGGACAGACCCCUCAGCAGACGAGCUGGUCCAGAGACACCGCAUCCACAGUGGUCACUGCAGACAGGAAUCCCCCACCAAGAGGCCUGCCCUUUGUAUCCAGAAGAGACAUUCAAGUAGCAGCAUUGAUGAGCGGCCUUCCCCCUCGCCCUCAGCCCGGGACUAUGUGGAGUCACUACACCAAAACAACAGAGCCACCCUGCUGUUUGGAAAGAACAACGUGCUGGUGCAGCCGAGGGAUGACAUGGAGGCUAUCCCAGGAUACCUUUCUCUCCACCAGACCGCCGACAUCAUGACGCUGAAGUGGACGCCCAAUCAGCUGAUGAACGGCUCUGUGGGAGACCUGGACUAUGAGCACAGUGUGUACUGGGAUUACGCUAUGACCAUCCGCCUGGAGGAAAUUGUUUAUUUGCACUGUCAUCAGCAGGUGGACAGCGGGGGCACGGUGGUGCUGGUGAGCCAGGACGGCAUCCAGAGACCCCCGCUGCGCUUCCCUAGAGGGGGGCAUCUGCUCCAGUUCCUCUCCUGCCUGGAGAAUGGCCUCUUGCCCCAUGGCCAGCUGGAUCCUCCGCUCUGGUCCCAGAGAGGAAAGGGGAAGGUGUUCCCUAAACUGAGAAACAAGUGUUCACAGGGCUCCUCGGACUCAGUGUCCGAUAAGGAGGAGGAUGAGGCCACAGACUAUGUCUUCCGCAUCCUGUUCCCCAACAGCCAAUCAGAGUUUGUGACUAUAACACACCCUCCCCGUGUUUCCCCGGGGGCUCCUCUCCUGUCCCGCUCCUUCUCCCUCCAUCUGAGAGGAAAGCCCCCGACCAAAGGGAUCUUGGUGGUUCCAAAGCGCUCCUGCAGCUAUCCCAGAGAUCACUCCUCAACCACCACAGGGAACAGCUUGGCUCCAGAGCUGAUGGACCAGGGGGCCAACAUCUGGCAGCCCAUCCCCAGGAAGUCCUCCUACUCAUCCUGUACCCAGGGCAGCUUCUCAGAUGGAGGACCCCCCAACGGUUGCAACCAUGAAAGAGCCCCUUUGAAGCUGCUGUGUGACCAAAUGAAGUAUCAGAUAAUCUCCCGGGCGUUCUAUGGCUGGCUAGCUUAUUGUCGUCAACUGUCCACUGUACGUACACACCUCUCGGCCCUGGUCAACCACACUAUCGUGGCACCCGAUGUGCCCUGCGAUGCCUUCACGGGCCUCACCGCUGAGGUGUGGCAGAGGUUCCUUCAGGACUGCACUGCCUAUAACGAGCAGGAGCUGCUGCGCCUGGUGUACUUCGGCGGUGUUGAUCCUUCGCUGCGUAAGGAGGUGUGGCCCUUCCUCCUGGGCCACUACCAGUUUGGCAUGUCUGAGUCUGACAGGAAAGAGGUGGAUGAGCAGGUGCGGGCGUGCUACGAGCAGACCAUGAGCGAGUGGCUGGGCUGCGAGGCCAUCGUGCGGCAGCGGGAGAAGGAGCAGCAUGCAGCGGCGCUGGCUAAGUGCUUGUCUGUCUCGGCCAGCGUGGAUAAUCCCAACCCUGUCCAGAGGAUGCUGCACCAUGACUCCAGCAUCAGCAAUGAGUCCUCCCGGAGCUGCAGCUCAGACAGACAGAGCCUGGCUCGCCUGCAGAGUGACUCCAGCAGCAGCACCCAGGUGUUUGAGUCUGUGGAGGAGGUGGAUCAGAUUGAGACCGAGCCCAAGUGCAAAGAGGCCAAGCAGGUGCCCAAGAUCCCCAAUGGAGGAGCCCUGCCCAACGGGACCAGCUCCCCAGACUCGGGUCACCCCUCCUCUCGCAACUUCUCAGUCACCUCGGGCCUGUCAGACCGCUCUCUGAGCACAGAGGACAGCACUGCGCCUGACACCACCCCUAAAAACAUCACCAGCACUCCUCCACAGUUGGCCCCAGCCCCACAGAGCCCAGUCAAAGCCCAUGAGGAAGAGUUGGAGGCAGAUAGCCCGAGAGCCCAACCCCCAGCCCUGCAGGAGGAGAAGGACCUCCAGGCCAAGGACCCACCAGAGAAGGAGGAAAAAGAGAGUGCGACCGAAGUGACCCAGGAGAUUGAGGGCAACGAGACAGAAGGGCCAGAUAUAGAAAUAGACAAAAAUACAGUGACAGUAGAGCCAGUAGAAACAGAAAUGCCAGAAGUAGAAAUUGACAAGACAGAGGUGCUAGAGAUUGAAAUUGACAAAAACACAGAGACAAGGGAGGACAAGGCAGCAGACCUAGGUGCGUUAGAGAGCCAGAAAAUGGAGGAAGAAAAUACUUCCGUGACUGGACCUCCCGAGAAAGAAGAGGUAAGGAUCAAUGAAAAGGGGGACAUUGAGUUACCGAAAGCAGAAGUGGAUGCUGUAGAAGAAACGGUGAAGUCCAAAACAGAUGAGUUCAAAACAACGGAGGCUAAAGAGCCUGAGACAGAAGUGGUGAAAAUGUUGGAUGGAGAGCCAACCAUGCGAGCAGACACAGAGGAGUUGCAGUCACUGGAAGCAGAGACAUUGAAAACUCAAGAGUCAAGAGAAACAGAGGACGAAGGAUCAGAACCAGAGUCUGUAGAUCCAGAAGAGAAUGAAACAUCCCAAACAAACCAUAGAGAGCCAAAAGAGGAGAAGGCAUUGACAUCAACGAUGACUGCAGAAGCAAUGGAGGACAAGACAUCAGAAUUCGAGGUUGAGCGAACUUCAGAGGCUGGAGAAACAAAGAGUGCUGAAACAUCAGAAGUAAAGGAAGCUGAAGGAAAGACUAUGGAAAAAAAAGAAACUGAGAAAGAAGUAGAAGCCAAUGAGACUUUAAAAUUUGAAGAGGUAACCGAAACAAAGGGGGUUAAGACAAUGUCACGCGAAGAAGUUGCAGAGGAAAAUGUGGAGGACAUUACAAAAUCUAAGGAAGUGGGAAAAAGAGCCAUUGAGAUGGCCACCGUCUCCAUUGCCCCACUGUGGGACCGGAUUGGUCCGUGCGACAGUUCCGGGGUCGGGGUCGCUCUCUCUGAGGGCUCAGUCCCCCAUCUGGAGCUCCAACUGGAGGAGGAGGAGCAGUGCAAAACCAGCCCAGAGGGCACAGAGUCCAACUUGUCCGAGGAGCCUGAGAUGGAGAGCAUCUUCCCACAAUUUGACUCCCUGACCGUGGGCAGAGAGCUGACAAACGAGGACAUUUCUCCAGUGUCAUCCAUCGGAACCACCUAUUCUCAAGAGCUUUUGGACAUGUACACGAUGAACCUGCACCGCAUUGAGAAGGAUGUCCAGAGGUGUGACAGAAACUACUGGUACUUUACCCCUGCCAACCUGGAGAAACUGCGCAACAUCAUGUGCAGCUAUAUCUGGCAGCACCUGGAGAUUGGCUAUGUGCAGGGCAUGUGUGACCUGCUGGCUCCCCUCCUUGUCAUUCUGGAUGAUGAGGCCAUGGCCUUCAGCUGUUUCACUGAGCUCAUGAAGCGGAUGAAUCAGAACUUCCCCCAUGGCGGUGGCAUGGACACUCAAUUUGCCAACAUGCGCUCUCUCAUCCAGAUCCUGGAUUCUGAGCUCUUUGAGCUCAUGCACCAAAAUGGCGACUACACCCACUUCUACUUCUGCUACCGAUGGUUCCUUCUAGACUUAAAGCGUGAGCUGGUGUAUGACGAUGUGUUUGCGGUGUGGGAAACCAUCUGGGCAGCAAAGUACGCCUCCUCUGGCCACUUUGUCCUCUUCAUCGCUCUGGCACUGGUGGAGGUCUACCGGGACAUCAUUCUGGAGAACAACAUGGACUUCACCGACAUCAUUAAGUUUUUCAACGAAAUGGCUGAGCAUCACAACAGCAAGCAGAUCCUGACACUGGCCCGGGAACUGGUGUGCAAGGUGCAGACUCUCAUUGAGAACAAGUGAUCUCCAGGAGUCAUCCACUUCUCUUCCCCAACAGUCUUUCUCAAACAUAGAGAUAGAGGACUCAUAUUUGUAUCUGUUCUAUUAUAGCGUCUGUGACAGCAUGGGCAGUGGCGUUGAGGCUAUCUCCAUUUGAAAGUAGUCAAUUUUCUUCUUUACGAUUGGCUGAUCCCUCCUGAUGACACGGUGCUGCCCAUGCUAAAACAGUGUUUUGGCUAAUAGAGACCUCUAUCAUUCUCUAUGGUCAGUUUGAACAGCUGCAACCGAACAGAGAGAUCAGGGUCCAGUUCAUUAGGCACCAAAUGGAAUAAAAGAGACGUAGGGAGGCACUACUUAGACUAGUCCUAUAAGAAACUGUCAAUUUCAUUUUCAGUCACAAAAUGUUUUCAAUUGCGUGCCUUGAUGAACAUGACUGAGAUGUGCUCCACUGUUCACUGCCUUCUCCUUAUCUAUGUAAUACCAGCCGGUACUCUGUCAUUUCAGGUCAUGUCAUGGAACACAAAGGGAAGGGUCACUUUUACCUCCAGUUAUAUUGUCGGGGAAACGGUUUGAUUUAUUUUUAAUUGUUAACUGUGACAUAUACUUAGUCAUCAUAGGAUGUAUGUGGUAUGCCUUGUAGACACUGGCCUGUCUUGAUUGAAGUGGGGUUAGAAUUAGAGGUCGACCGAUUAUUCGGAAUGGCCGAUAUCAAGUUUUCAUAACAAUCGGAAAUCUAUUUUUGGGCCCGAUUUAAAAAAAUAUAUAUAUAUUUUUUUUUAAAUUGUUUUAUACCUUUAUUUAACUAGGCAAGUCAGUCAAGAACACAUUUUUAUUUUCAAUGACGGCCUAGGAUUUUCACCUAGUCAGCUCGGGGGAUCCAAUCUUGCAACAAUACAGUUAACUAGUCCAACGCAAUAACGACCUGCCUCUCUCUCGUUGCACUCCACAAGGAGACUGCCUGUUAUGCGAAUGCAGUAAGCCAAGGUAAGUUGCUAGAUAGCAUUAAACUUAGCUUAUAAAACAACAAUCAUAAUCACUAGUUAACUACACAUGGUUGAUGAUAUUACUAGAUAUUAUCUAGCGUGUCCUGCGUUGCAUACAAUCUGACUGAGCAUACAAGUAUCUAAGUAUCUGACUGAGCGGUGGAAGGCAGAAGCAGGCGCGUAAACAUUCAUUCAAACAGCACUUUCGUGCGUUUUGCCAGCAGCUCUUUGUUGUGCGUCAAGCAUUGCGCUGUUUAUGACUUCAAGCCAAUCAACUCCCGAGAUGAGGCUGGUGUAACCGAAGUGAAAUGGCUAGCUAGUUAGCGCGCGCUAAUAGCGUUUCAAACGUUACUCACUCUGAGCCUUCUAGUAGUUGUUCCCCUUGCUCUACAUGGGUAAAGCUGCUUCGAGGGUGGCUGUUGUCAUUGUGUUGCUGGUUCGAGCCCAGGGAAGAGCGAGGAGAGGGACGGAAGCUAUACUGUUACACUGGCAAUACUAAAGUGCCUAUAAAAACAUCCAAUAGUCAAAGGUUAAUGAAAUACAAAUGGUAUAGAGGGAAAUAGUCCUAUAAUUCCUAUAAUAACUACAACUUAAAACUUCUUACCUGGGAAUAUUGAAGACUCAUGUUAAAAGGAACCACCAGCUUUCAUAUGUUCUCAUGUUAUUGCACUUUUACUUUCUUCUCCAACACUGUUUUUGCAUUAUUUAAACCAAAUUGAACAUGUUUCAUUAUUUACUUGAGGCUAAAUGUAUUUUAUUGAUGUAUUAUAUUAAGUUAAAAUAAGUGUUCAUUCAGUAUUGUUGUAAUUGUCAUUAUUAUAAAUACAAUUUUAUUUUAUAAAAAAAAAAAUCUAAUCGGUCAAUUCAUCAGUAUCGUUUUUUUUGGUCCUCCAAUAAUCGGUAUCGGCGUUGAAAAAUCAUAAUCGGUCGACCUCUAGUUAGAAUAUACAUACACAAGGCUGGUUUCACAGACCCAGUUCAAAUGAAUAUAGAAAAAAAAUUAUGCCAUAGUUACUCAAGAACUGAAUAUCGGUUAACCAUUUUAUUUCAUUAAAAAAAAAAAAAGAUUAACAAUUAGUCCUGGAAUAUUUUAAGAUGUGAUAGUUACCAUGAAUCAUUAUUAAAGUGCAAUUCAGUACAGGAGUAGGAUUAACCUGGUUGAGGGAAAUGUCCAUAAUGUUGGAGUUUAAACUUAUAUUUACAGCCGUAGUUUACCUACGUAAAUUAGUUAACAGGUAAGGUCCCUGCUAGAUGUGCCAAAGGACAGCAUUAGGGAGAAAAUUAAAUCAGCUUCAAUUUUCUACUGUGUUGAAUAAGUAGACUACCUCGCAAGUAACCUUGUUCCAAGUAAGUUGUUACUGCAUGUAGGUAGGUGUUAUAUCACAAUAUAUUAGAGAAUUUCUUUAAACUGAAAUGAAGGAAAAUAAUUAAUUGGGUUGCUUAAAGCUGCAAUCAGCAGUAGAAACAAUAACAAAGCAAAUUCCCCACCCCUGUUUUGGUAAAAAUCUGAUGGAUGGGGUUUGAGAAAUGUAACCACUCUCAAAUUCAUAGACAGAGCUAUGGAUGCAAGGACCGAUCCUUCCAUGAUACAUUUAUUUCACUAGAAAAGUCAGUUAAGAACAAAUUCUUAUUUACAAUGACGGCCUACCCAGGUCAAACCUGGAUGACGCCGGGCCAAUUGUGCGCCGCCCUAUAGGACUCCCGAUCACGGCCGGUUCACCCUUUAAAGGAUAGAAUGGUAACUUCUUACGGGGAGACAAAAGUCAGACAGUUAAAAUAGGAUUUUCCUCUUCCUUCCAUCUUUGAUUAAAUCACUGGUUUCUACAUUAUUUGUUAAACUCCCAAAUCAGCCAGGUCCUAACAGACACCUGCCACUUGUCUGUAUCACCUGUAAACCUGUGUGUAUGGGCACGACGUGUGGCACUGCACACUGGUAGGAGUCAUGAAUCAGUUGGAACCAUGUUAGUAAUGGGCAGUUUUGAUUUUCUCAUUCUGCCUUUUGUCUAUUCUAUAUUAUGUCUCUGUAUACUGUUGUGUAUGAAUUGUACUUUAAUGAGAACCAGACAAAGGUCAUUUUAAACCUUCAACCUUCAAAACAUAUAUUUAUGAUACAUAUAUGAUCGUACAUGUGACUUCUAGUUGUCUGAGCAGAAAUGAGUCCCAAAAAAACAGUUGAUUAUUUAACAUUGGUCUUAUUUCUUUUUAAAUGAUUGCUAUACUCCAGUGAGCCACUCUAUAUUCUGUCAGUUGUGUUGCUUUCUCAGAACCUCGUCUUGUCUUCUGGCAUUUCAUGUUCCACUGUUCUUUUAGUCCACUUAAUGUUUUUUGUUUUUCUUUUGGAGAAGUGGUUGGCUGCAUUUGCAGAGAGAGUGGAAAUAGGAUUCCAAAAAUAAUUAUGUAUUCAGUUUUGCUUUAAAAGUUGGAACAUAAUGGUGAAUAUCCUAUUAGAUAGAGCACAAUAGCUGGGCUGUGACAAUUGCCAAUCAUGGUUGCCAAUUUAAGGUUGGGGGAUGCUUAGUUCCCAGGCCAGCAAGAUCAAGACGGAUAUGGAUAUGAAUUUGGCCUUAGAAAUUCAUCUAAAACGGGUGAAUCUAGGAAACAGAUGAAGGAUUAGGGUGUUUUACUAUAUCUUGAAGUAGCUAGUAAAGAUUUUUGUGGGGGAGAACAUGUGUGCGCUUUCAUUCCCUUAAACUAAUGCUAAUUGUAAAUGAAUAUGUUUCGUGAACCACCAUUCCUGUUUUCCAUUGCCUAGGUAGAACAUCAUUUCAGUUCUACCAGUGUUGUUUCAUGAAUGUGUUGACACCUGUUGCAUUGAGUAUUGAUGGUUCUCUGUGAAGGCGAACUGCAGUAUGUCACACCAGAAUAAGAAAACCAAACAAUUGUAUUAUCUUGUAACAUCUAUUUAUUAGUUAACAUAUUUAUUUAUUUAUUCAUGAAGUUUCUGCUUUUGUAUGUAAAGGUCAUAUACUUGUUACUUUGUGGUCAGUAAAAGAAAAUACACUGCUCAAAAAAAUAAAGGGAACACUUAAACAACACAAUGUAA